GCUGCGAGCCGCGCAUGCGCGGCUCGUCCACGCCUUGGUCGUGUGAGGGACCGCGCACCGGGGUAUCCGGUUGCCGCAGCAGUGUGGUCCGCAGUGUGUUAUCACUCACGGGAUGCUGUUUCUGGCGUUGGGCGGCCCGUGGGCUGCCGGAUUGCGCCUCGGCGGGAAGAGGACGGUGCCGUGGGCGGCCACCAUGCUCCGAAUCCCCAGGGCGGCCGUCUCGCGGGCGGCCUCUUGCAGCCGCUCUUCGGGGCUGUGGGGAGCCGCGUCGCUUCUGCCGUGUCGGGUGCGAGCGCAGAUACCUGUUUGUUGGGAAAGAUGUGUUCGAUGUUUACACACACAGCUUGAAAACCCAGAAGAUGGAAGGCUGAUUUAUACUGGGAAUCUGGCCCGAACAGUGUUUGGUGUGAAGUGUUUCUCUUACUCUACCAGUGUGAUCAGCCUUGUGUUUCUACCAUACAUUUUUGCACAAAAUAAUAUGCUGUUUGGAAAUCUGCCUUUGCAGAUCUUAUUUUAUGGCAUCAUAGGAAGCUUUACAGUGAUCACUCCAGCACUGCUUCACUUUCUUACAAAAGGCUAUGUCAUUCGGUUGUACCAUGAGGCCACAACAGACACUUACAAAGCCAUCACUUACAGUGUUGUCCUUUCAGAAAAAAGUACAGUGUUUCACCAGAACGAUGUGAAGGUUCCGAACAGCACACAUGUGUUUACCACAUUUUACGCUAAAACAAAAUCACUGUUGGUUAAUCCAGCGCUCUUUCCAAACCCUAAAGACUAUGACCAUCUAAUGGGCUAUGACAAACCAUUCACUUUUGAUAUGGAAGAAGACAGUGAAAAGAAACAGCUUAAAGAAGACAAAUGAAUCUGUUGUUUUUGUGUAUAUACUCAGAUGUUAUUUAUGUUCAAUGUGUAAUUACAUUGCUUUUACUUUUGAUUUCUGUUAGUGACUGUUAAAAAUAACUUGGGCAUGCUCUUGUGGUGCAGUGGGCUGAGGAUCCGGUGAUGUCAGUUCAGCAACUCGGGUUUGAUCCUUGGCCUGGGAGCUUCCACAUGCCACAGGCACAGCCAGAAAUAAUAAUUUGGAACUUUAUCAAACAACUUUUAAUUUUCAAAGAAUUAUCUUCCUUUAUAAUAAAAUAUUUGAAAA
Messenger RNA from Phacochoerus africanus (Common warthog), 1147 nucleotides. RefSeq names its product transmembrane protein 70 (gene TMEM70). The record is from RefSeq and is a predicted model, not a curated record. NCBI's taxonomy places the organism in Eukaryota, Metazoa, Chordata, Mammalia, Artiodactyla, Suidae. The transcript has 3 exons. Gene Ontology annotation, biological process: mitochondrial proton-transporting ATP synthase complex assembly. Gene Ontology annotation, cellular component: mitochondrial membrane. The coding region runs from base 113 to 862 and encodes 249 amino acids.